Molecule: messenger RNA, 1146 nt
Organism: Pseudogymnoascus verrucosus
Lineage: Eukaryota; Fungi; Ascomycota; Leotiomycetes; Thelebolales; Thelebolaceae
Exons: 1
Coding region: 2-1024 (340 amino acids)
Molecular function (GO): oxidoreductase activity
Source: RefSeq, a predicted model, not a curated record
CAUGACAUUUCAAGCAUUUCGUUGUCUCGUCACCGAUAUCCCACUUCUAAGAAAGCAAGUGAGAGCUUUAGUUUUGAAGCAAGGGAUUCCUAUAUCUUUCGUUCAUACCAGCACUGUCAGCUACCUAACCGCUACGAUGACUACUGCGUCAUUCAAAUAUAUUGAUCCAACUUCAUACGAUCCACACGCCACCGAACCCUUUAAGAAACCUUGGACGAAGGUUGAUGGAGCUGGCAAUUCCUACCGGCUAAAAGAUUAUAGCCGUCCAGUCCAUGACUUAACUGGCCAUGAGAAAGAGUUCACUACCGAUAAUUGUGGCUUUGCUGUGUACACUGCCCCAGCGAAAGAAACGUCCUUUACAGAUGAUAAGCAAGUGAAAGAGGGGUAUUACGGUGAAGUUGAGGCUCUAGUUCGCCAGAAGCUUCCGGGCGUGAAAAAGGUGGUCAUAUUUGAUCACACGAUACGACGAAGGGCGAAGGCCUCUCCGCGACAACCAGUCCAACUAGUCCAUAUAGACCAGACCCCCGCCGCAGCUGAGGUCAGAGUGCGUCGUCAUGCCCCAGAAGACGAAAUCGAGGGACUCCUCAAGGGUCGGUACCAAAUUAUAAACGUCUGGCGACCAAUCCAGCACCCCGCGUCGGACUUCCCCCUCGCCGUCAUCGACGGGCGCAGCAUUGACCCUAGCGACUUCGUCAAGGUGGACCUCCUGUACCCCAAAGGCGCGAGCCAAACGGGCGAAGUCCUCGCGGAUCCGAGCUCCGCGGCGUCGACAGAGGGGUACGAGGUCACGGGCGAGCAGUAUGUCAUAGCACCGAACGAGAAGCACCGGUUCCAUUACUUCAAGGAUAUGACGCCCGACAUGGCUAUGUUUAUCAAGUGCUUUGAUUCAGAGAGCGAGCUGAUGACUGGGAGAGGGGGAAUUGCGCAUGGCUCGGGGCAUACGGCGUUUAUAGAUCCGCAGACGCCGAAAGAGGCCCCGGGGAGACAGAGUAUUGAGGUUAGGUGUCUCGUAUUCUACGAGUAAGCAGGUGAAGAGACUCAUGAGCUAAGCCAUCUAUAAAAAUAUAUAGAUUGCUGGGAUAAUAUAUAUGCAUAUUUCACACCCAUACAAACGAUACUGGUCUUCAUAGAAAACUAGACAGCCAG